AUGCUCAUGCACACGUUUGAGAUCUACCGCGGCAAUCGCUACAUCGACCUGCGCAAAGGAGAACUGCCCAUGGUCUGGCCUGCCCAUACCAACCUGGCGCCGACCAUUAUCCUCUUCGCCAUUGCCGCCGGCAACUUCCUCGCCUCGGUCGCCAUCCUCACCCUCUCCUUCAAGCGCUCCUUCCGCCGGCCCUUCCGCUCGCGCGACGUCUACCGCAUUGUCGCUGGCAGCUUUGGCGUCAUCAUGUGGAUCACAGCGCUGGUCGUCUUCAACCUCUUGGACAAGGCUAGCAAGGCUAGCUUGGGAAGAUACUCGUGCACCAACGCGAAUGUCUUGACCAACGGCCGCUACCAAUACCGCGCCGUCUGUGAAGAGCAGGGCGUCGCAUUCUACACCGCCAUUGGCGCAGCCUCCGCAGAGCUUCUCACACUCAUCACUCUCGCCAUCUCCGCCAUCCUGUCCGUCAAGAACCAAGAACCACCCCCGACCAUACAGAUUCGCGAGAAGAACAACUCGAUAAGCUCCGGCUCAAAGUACCACAAGCCUUUAAAACGAUAA
Alternaria incomplexa is the source of this 558-nucleotide messenger RNA. RefSeq lists its product as uncharacterized. The record is from RefSeq and is a predicted model, not a curated record. The transcript is spliced from 2 exons. Bases 1 to 558 code for a protein of 185 amino acids. NCBI's taxonomy places the organism in Eukaryota, Fungi, Ascomycota, Dothideomycetes, Pleosporales, Pleosporaceae.